This is a messenger RNA of Physcomitrium patens, 1512 nucleotides long. The record is from RefSeq and is a predicted model, not a curated record. Lineage: Eukaryota; Viridiplantae; Streptophyta; Bryopsida; Funariales; Funariaceae.
AGGUCACGAUUUGAGAGCAGCAGCGAGGGACCUUGUGUGUCUUUACCUGAGCGAGCGUGAGCGUUUGAGAAAUGGAUCUGACGCUUCAACCCAAGUUUAUUGGCACGUUGACCGUUUCAUGAUUCUAGUUUUAUCACCCAGAUUGUGACGUAACAUUUGCAACUGAGGCCAGUAGUCUACUAUAGCUCGUUUCAAAACUCUAUAUUUUGCGAGACUGGGUUGCAUUUACUUACACGCAGUGUGACCUAGAAGCCACAAUGUCGAUUAGACUAAUGUGCAUUGGUGCGAUACGAAGAGAAAUUAUCAAUUGCAUUCAAGAUUUAGAAGAACUAAGGAAUAGUUGAGGCGGUAUAUGUGCAUGGUUUUACCAUGAUAACAUGUGUUAGAGGGAUUCUGUUCAUUCUGGGUGGUAAGGAUGAUGCGUUCUAGCUUCACAAAUGCGGCCAUUCAAUAUAAUAUUAUGUUUCGCUGCAGAUAUUGGAGCCAAUCUUACGGAUGGCAUGUUUUCCGGGAGCUACCAUGGCAAGAAGUGCCCUCCGCCAGAUCUUGUUCACGUAUUGCAGCGAGCUUGGGAUGCUGGACUUAUUCGUAUCAUUGUGACAGGAGGAUCUUUGAAGGAGUCGAAGGAGGCCUUGUCUUUGACUGACAUAGAUGGAAUUUGAGGAGAGUGGAGACUCAGAGAAGCAUUUGCAGGACCUUUUGCAACUCACUAUAGAUGGUGUUGCCAGAGGGAAGGUACUGACUCAUCACAUGGAUAUCUGCAUUUACUUCUGGCUCUUUCUUUGAGUACAAGCUUGAAAUGUAAUGUUGACUUUAACCGUGUGAGCUUCUUUCAAAGAAGCUUUGUUGAGCAUGACCAUAUUCUGGCUUUGAGAAGCUGGAUGUAAAGUCGGUAAUACCUGUCCAGUAAUGUGGUCAACAUUAAGCAAGCACUCAUGUUAAUUUUAGAGUUUGCAAAAGGGACAUCACUUGAAGUAACGCGAGGUGCAGUAUACUAGGUGCAGUAUACGAAUAACAGGUUGUAGCAGUUGGUGAGUGUGGCUUGGACUAUGAUCGCCUCCAAUUUUGUCUCAGCUGAGACUCAGCGCCGUUAUUUUGAAAGGCAAUUCGAGAUCGCUGAGGCGACAAAAUUACCUAUGUUCCUUCACAUGAGGGCCGCUGCUUCCGACUUUCUUGACAUUAUCAAAUGCAAUCAACACAGGUUGACUGUUCAGUCUGAUGUCUUAUAAUAGUCUUUUGACUGGGAAAAGGCUCCUCAAUGGCAGUCGUACUCAGGGUCUUUGUCAAUUAAUUAUUUUCUUUGUGUCACCAGAUUUAUUGCAGGUGUAGUGCAUUCUUUCACAGGAACUAGCUAAGAAAGGGAUCAGCUACUAGCUAUUCCUAACCUUUAUAUUGGUAAAUUUCUUGGCUUCAACGUCAGACUUGGACUGCCAUAAUCUGCUACAUUAACUGAAAAAGGUUUAACUGAAAAUUUCCCUUGUAGUAGAAUGUAUAACUAGAAAAUUUGAUGAA